Angiostrongylus costaricensis is the source of this 894-nucleotide messenger RNA. The record is from the annotation of a GenBank genome assembly. NCBI's taxonomy places the organism in Eukaryota, Metazoa, Nematoda, Chromadorea, Rhabditida, Metastrongylidae.
AUUGCUAAGCUAACACAAAGUGCAAAGCGGUGGAUAUCGCAGGACUUGUCUUGUUCUUGUUUCCAAGCAUCGCUGGUUGAGGUUCAAGCCCCUAUAAAAAUAUGUGGAGAUAUUCAUGGUCAAUUUGCAGAUGUUCUGCGACUGUUUGGUCAAAGUGGUUUCCCUCCGAUGGUUAAUUACCUCUUUCUCGGUGACUACGUUGACCGCGGCCAUCAAAGUCUUGAAUGCAUUGCGCUGUUCUUCUGCUACAAGAUCAAAUAUCCUGAUAACUUCUUUAUUUUACGAGGAAACCAUGAAUGCGCUCCGAUUAAUCGAGUGUACGGCUUCUUUGAAGAAUGCAACAGGCGUUACAGUAGCACUCGACUUUGGCUCUCUUUUCAGGAAACGUUCGCAACUAUGCCGCUCGCAGGGCUAGUAGGUGGCAAAAUUCUUUGCAUGCAUGGUGGCUUGUCUCCUAAGUUAAAGUCUCUGGAUCAAUUACGGCAUAUCACUCGGCCCAUUGAUCCUCCAAACCCGUCGUUGCACAUGGAUCUCUUAUGGAGUGAUCCUGAUCAGCACGUUAAGGGAUGGCACGCGAACACUCGAGGAGUUUCGUACGUAUUUGGUCCAGACGUCGUGCACAAAAUGCUCCCAGUUCUAAAUAUCGAUCUAGUAGCCAGAGCACAUCAGGUCGUACAAGAUGGAUUCGAAUUUUUUGCGAAUAAGCGUCUGGUAACGAUCUUCUCAGCACCGCACUAUUGUGGGCAAUUCGAUAACGCUGCAGCCAUAAUGAAUGUCGAUGAGGCACUUGUAUGCUCAUUUCAGGUAGCACAAGCAUUGAUGAUAGACAGCUCACAUGAGAGUAAACAUAACAUAAAGGCGGGAAAAAGCAGAGAUCCCCCAACGGUUCCUUAA